Macrosiphum euphorbiae (potato aphid) is the source of this 1167-nucleotide messenger RNA. The record is from the annotation of a GenBank genome assembly. Lineage: Eukaryota; Metazoa; Arthropoda; Insecta; Hemiptera; Aphididae.
AUGUCGGGUAGACGUUUUGAACAGAUUUUAAGAUGUUUUAGUGUUGAAUAUUAUGACACAGAAAAAGUAAAUAGUACAAAUGAUCCAAUAAAAAAAAUUGAACCAAUUUUAAAAAAACUUAUAAAUAAUUUUCAACUAGCAUAUAUUCCAUAUGAAUGUCUAUCACUUGAUGAAUCGCUUUUACUACACCGUGGUCGCCUUUUAUUUCGACAAUAUAUGAGACUUAAAAAAGCACGGUAUGGUAUAAAGUUUUUCGAGCUCUGUACACCCGAUGGAUUUGUUCUAAACAUGGAGAUGUAUAAAGGAAAAAGAGAAGAAAUUCAAGUUGGUUCUACAUCAAAAAUAAAUAGUUUAGUUUUUCGUAUUUUGGAAGCUUUUCUUGAUAAAGGGCAUACAGUGUUUAUGGAUAAUUAUUAUAAUAGUAUAAGUCUUUCAAGAGAACUCCUAAAUCGAAAAACACAUACAACAGGAACACUGCGCAGUAACCGUAAAGGCAACCCAAAAUGUGUAACCACAAAAAAGUUAAAAUCUGGGGAAUAUAUUUGGCGUCGACAAGAAAACAUUUAUGUAUCUAAGUGGAAAGAUAAAAGGGAUGUAUUAGCGAUAACUACAAAGUACCAUCCACAGCUUUUAUCAUCCAAAAAUCGAUUCGGAAAUGAAAAAAAUAAACCAAAUGAAAUUAUUCAGUAUAAUAAUAAUAUGAGUGGUAUAGAUAGGUCAGACCAAAUGGUAAAAUAUUACAGCAGCCCACGAAAACAAUCACGAUGGUAUAAAAAAGUUUUAUUUCAUCUGUUAGAUAUUACAGUGUGGAAUAGUUUUUACCUAUACAAAAAACAUUUUGGCUGCAAUUCUAUGACUUUUAAAGAUUUUCGCGAUAUUUUAAUAAAAAAUAUGAUAAACCUUCCAAUAGAUGUAACAGCUAAUCAAAUUUUUAAUGCUCCAAAAUCAAAAGAUCCAAAAAACAAACGACCAAUGUCAGAAGAAGGACAACACUAUCAAGAAAAAAUCCCAUUACCUCCACUGUAUAAAAGAAAACAUUACUUCAAAAACUGCAAAAUGUGCACAAAAAAACACGUGAGGAAACAAACCCAGUAUCAAUGUAAAGCUUGUAAUGUUCCACUGUGUCCCGGUUCAUGUUUCGAAGACUUUCACAAAAAUAUGUCAUAA